AGUGGCGCACUUUAGUAUCCGUUCGGAUUUCGUGAACGCACAACGCUGGCCGCAACGCGUUUCGUUCAAUAUUACUCGUCGCGAAAAAACAAUAACAUUCUAUAUUCUCUGUGGCGAAUUUUUGUGUGAUUACCUUGUACUUAUUAAACGCUAAAACGGUUAGGAUCCUAGUGUGCCGUGAUGCUGUGAAGUAGACAAUGGACGUGUCGAGCGCGCCGCGCGCUCUGGGACGCGCGCACCUGUCUCAUUUACCUCAGCGACCACCUGUCAGCCUCAGCUUCCAGGAUCUGACGUAUACUGUACACAACGGGAAAAGUUCCAAGCUGAUUCUCCGAGGUAUAACUGGCGAGUUCCACUCGGGUCAGCUGACUGCCAUCCUCGGACCUUCGGGAGCCGGCAAGAGUACUCUAUUGAACAUAUUAGCAGGGUAUAGGGUAACGGGCGCCGGCGGUCACAUCCUAACAAAUGGCGAACCAAGAAACCUGAAGCAGUUUAGGAAGCUGUCGCGCUACAUCAUGCAGGAGGACCUGCUGCAGCCAUUCAUCACAGUCCACGAGGCCAUGAUGAUUGCUGCAGACCUGAAGCUGGGAGCUGCGAUGUCGCAGCAGAAGAAACUGGUCGUGGUAGAAGAAAUAAUCCAGUUGCUACGGCUCACCAAAACUGUGAACACCACCACUGAAAGGCUGUCAGGGGGGGAGAGGAAGCGACUGUCGAUAGCAUUAGAGUUACUGAACAACCCACCGGUCAUAUUCUUAGAUGAACCUACAACAGGUUUGGACGAUGUGGCGUCUUCAACAUGUGUCUCCUUGCUGAAAAGAGUAGCAAGAGGGGGUCGGACAGUAGUCUGCUCUCUUCACACACCAUCAGCUCGUCUCUUCGCGGAGUUCGAUCAUGUUUAUGUGGUGGCUGAUGGAAGAUGCGCCUAUCAAGGCACUGCGGCUGGUGUGGUGCCUUUCCUGACUGAACUGCAAUUACCUUGCCCUAAGACUUACAAUCCUGCCGAUUUUAUUAUAGAAGUAUCGAGUGGCGAAUACGGCCCCCACGCGGACAGAAUGGUGGCAGCAGUAGAAAAUGGCAGAUGCCAACGGUGGCGAACUUUUGCCGUGGCUGAAGCUAACGUCGAAGAAGAGGACCUGGAACAGCUGAAUGCUGGUGGAGUGGAAACGUUGAAUUUCAAACACGGGAGCACACCAUGUUUCCAGUUUUCGGUGCUUCUUAGGAGAAUGUUGCUACAAAACGUUAGAAAUAAGGAUUACCUAUGGUUAAGAGUGGGCCUACAUUUAUUCUUAGGGUUUAUAGUGGCCCUUAUGUUUAACAAAAUGGGCUAUGAUGCCUCCAAAACGAUAUUUAAUUUCGGAUUUUGCUAUGCUUGUAUCAUAGCCAUGCUGUACAUCCCAAUGAUGCCAGUGUUAUUAGCAUUUCCUAAAGAAGUACAACUCGUGAAGAGAGAAUACUUCAACCGUUGGUACGGGCUGAAGGCCUACUACGCAGCCCUGGUUGUCUCCCGGACGCCACUAACAAUCUUCUUCAGCCUCAUUUACCUGGUCAUCACGUACCCUAUUACAUCUCAACCCAUGGAGAUUUCCAGAAUACUCAUGUUCACCACUAUAUGCAUUAUGGUCGCUCUGAUUUCGGAGUCUAUGGGCACGGUUAUAUCGUCUACGUUGAGUGUAGUUAAUUCAGUAUUCCUGGGCCCGGCCAUCAGUGUGCCGCUCAUGCUGCUGGCGGUGUACGGCAUCGGGUAUGGAGACCUCCCUGUCCCCCUCAUCUGGAAGCUUGCCAGGUCCUGCUCGUUCCUGAGGUACGGCAUUGAGGGCCUGGUGGUGGCCAUCUACGGCCCUCCGCGGGAGGACCUGAUCUGCCCUGACCAUGUCGACUAUUGCGAGUAUAAGAAUGUUGCAGGCUUCGUGAAACUCAUGGGCAUGUCAGGUGUCUCGUUCUGGAUAGAUUUUGGGGUUCUCGUCUUCAUCCUUUUCGCCAUGAACCUGACUGGAUACUACCUACUGCGGCAGCGGCUAUCACCUAAUUAUGCCUUCAGAGCUAUCAAGGUUAUCGGCACGUUCGUUAAGAAUAAGAUGAGCGUUUCUCCUCACUAGACAUGCAAAUAAAUCUAAGUAAAUUGACCAGUGUCUAUAUUGUCUUAGACAUAUAUGUAAAACAGACCACAAGCAAAACUUAAGUGCUAUAACAUCACUUUAUGUGCGUGCGAACUGUUAUGGUGACAUCAACGUCGCAAUUUUAUCGUGUUUUGAUGCUAAAACUAACAUCAAAAUUUAAUAAAGUCACCUAAAGAUAUCUUACAUGACUUUUAUGACUACCGCUGUCUAGUGGCAGAGGUUUUAUCGAUGUUUUCAUUCACAAUAAAAUAAUGAUAUUUCUAUUGACCAGUUUUUAUUUUAGCGUGAUAAUGUAUAUGUUAGUUUAAGCUGUGGCUUCGUAGGUUAUAAAAAAUGGACCAAUUUUGAUGACGAUUUGAUUGUGUAAAAGAGUUUGUUCUAUUUCAAGUGCCUUAGAACCUUUGGAUUCAACUGUUUGAAGAUCUGAUUGUUUUUUAUAGUUGAUGCCAGAGAAUUAUGUACAUCAUAUAGUUUCGUAACAUAUUAAGUACGUUAUGUCUUUGACUACGUAAUUAUGUAUAAGGUUUUUUGAAACAAGAUCAAAUUUAGUUUAAUUUAGUGAGUAAGUAUAUUUUUACACAGGAUUAGAAUAAAUAUUUUUUGCUUUAUUACAAACUACUUACGUAACUAAUAUCUACCUGAGUUUUUAUAAAUAAACAAAUGAAAUAUUUUUAUUCAUAUACGGACAUUAAACGAAUAAACAUGUACUUAUAAUAAACUUAUUUAUAAUAAUUUAUAUAUUUUAGAAUAGUAAUAUUGGAAAAGAUAUUAAAUUUAAUUAGUAUAUUUUUUUUAGAUUACAAUAAGUCGUAACGAAUCACAAUGUAAUUUUAAUUGAAAUAAAAAUAUAUGUAAAAAAUUUAAUAUGGUCUGACUGAACAAUUUGAGCAAGUUUUCUUGCCGUGUGAUAUAACAACCUUAUAAGAUAGUGUAAUUAUUUUUUCUACUAGAAAUAAAUAUAAUAAUGUAUUUGAAUAAACCUCGCUGGGUGAGGCUGUGGUCUUAACUUUUUUUAUAAUUACAAUAUAUGUAAAUUGGAUCCUCGUAAUAUCGUCGUAUCCGUACUAGAUUGAAAAAUACCAUUAAAUCACUGUAUUUAUUUGUAUAAGAAAUAAACAGAUAACUAUCUUGA
This is a messenger RNA of Plodia interpunctella (Indianmeal moth), 3249 nucleotides long. RefSeq names its product ATP-binding cassette sub-family G member 1-like. NCBI's taxonomy places the organism in Eukaryota, Metazoa, Arthropoda, Insecta, Lepidoptera, Pyralidae. The record is from RefSeq and is a predicted model, not a curated record. The transcript has 12 exons. Gene Ontology annotation, biological process: transmembrane transport. Gene Ontology annotation, molecular function: ATP binding; ABC-type transporter activity; ATP hydrolysis activity. Gene Ontology annotation, cellular component: membrane. Bases 198 to 2096 code for a protein of 632 amino acids.